UCGUGAUCUGCUUGCUUCUUCUCUCUAUCCAUCUUUUGCACGUCAAAACAAGCGCAAAGAAGAUGAGCUGCUUUCCCUGGUGCCGCAAUCUUGUGACGAUGCUCGUCUUCCUUACCAACUUCUUCAUCGCGAUCAAAGCGAAUUCAUUGGCGACACCAGUGGUGGAGGAGGCAGCGGUGUCUGCAGUGGAGGAGGUGGAUCCCCUGUCCGAGCUGUCGGCGAGGAGGGACGAGUUGGUGGAGAUGGCGGGCUACGGAGAGGGGAAGCUCUCCACGGUCCUCGUUACCGGCUCUGUUCUUUGCGAGGCUUGCUUGCGCAGCGACUCUCAGCUUCAUGCAUGGCCAUUGUCAGGCGCUAAGGUGGCCGUCAAUUGCCAUGCCAACGAUAAAGAAAGCAAAUCUAGCCGAAUUCAUGGCGUGACAGACGAAAAUGGGGACUACUUCAUAGAUCUUCCUUCAGAGCUCCACGCCAUCCCCGACUUGAACAAGAAAUGUUCGGUUAACCUCGUUCGAAUGCCGAGGAACUCGCACUGCCGACCGGCACAUAUCAGAAAGCGCAAGACAGUUAGGCUUUCGUCGGUCGGGAACGGGAUCCGAACUUACGAAGCGGGGACAAUGAGACUUCUGCAUUCAGCAUCCGAGCCUCCAGAAGCAUGCAUGAAGAAACCGAGCGGCCCCAGAGAAAGCUACCCAAAUUAAGCAUACCGAGAGACCCGAGGACACGGCUCAUUCGAUGGCGCUUCAGUCACAAAUUGAGCUAGUGAUUUUCCAAACUUCACAGAGUCACUUGUAAAAUAGACCCCAGUGAACGAAAAUGAUCCGGAACAAAGAGUGCAGAAGAUACGUGGCCCAAAGAAACAGACGGUGUGUGAAUAUCGCGUCGGCGUGUGUGUGUAUGUAUAUGCAUAAAUCGAUAUGCUAAUGGCAAAAGAGGUUCUUCUA
Messenger RNA from Syzygium oleosum, 941 nucleotides. RefSeq lists its product as uncharacterized. The record is from RefSeq and is a predicted model, not a curated record. The transcript is spliced from 2 exons. Lineage: Eukaryota; Viridiplantae; Streptophyta; Magnoliopsida; Myrtales; Myrtaceae. Bases 63 to 698 code for a protein of 211 amino acids.